Penicillium soppii is the source of this 483-nucleotide messenger RNA. RefSeq lists its product as uncharacterized. The coding region runs from base 1 to 483 and encodes 160 amino acids. Gene Ontology annotation, molecular function: RNA nuclease activity; RNA binding. The transcript is spliced from 2 exons. Lineage: Eukaryota; Fungi; Ascomycota; Eurotiomycetes; Eurotiales; Aspergillaceae. The record is from RefSeq and is a predicted model, not a curated record.
AUGCAGCUUUGGCUUUCCACUUUCCUGAGCUUGGGCCUUGCCCUUGUGCAGACCUCUUCUGCGGCCCCAGCACCCGUCAGUGCUUUGAGCAAGCGGAUUGUUGAUAACCUUCCACCAAGUGACCAGUUCAUAACUUGCCCGGGAUAUCGCUAUAGCCGCCCCCAAGUGGAAGCAGCUGUCCAGCGAGGCAUCACCAACACACCAACCAAUGAGCCCCAACCUGGUGGUUACCCGCACCCCUUCGGCAAUAACCGCAGGCUGAAAUUCUCUGACGCAUGCAAGGGUAAAACGUUGUAUGAGUUCCCCAUCCUGCAUGGGGACAGUAUCUUCGGUGGCGGUGACCCUGGCGCCGACCGAGUCGUGUUUUAUAUUUAUACAACCAACCCGGACACGAACCCAACGCAGAAUGGCGCAUAUUGCGGUGUUAUGACCCAUGAUGGCGCUGCUAUGAAUGAGUUUGAGUUGUGCCCAUCGGAGGAUUAA